CACAACCCUGCCGAGAGGAAGCGCAGAGAAAGUCCUGAAUGAGUUCGGCUUCUUCUUCUUCACCUUCACUCAAACUCUUCUCCUCCUCCUCCUUCUUCUUCAUGUCUUCUCUCUGAACUCUCUGUUUUUAACCGUGCGGGAGUCGGGGACAUCAUGAACGGCUCUCUGCGGCCCUCACCCAGCGUGGUGGACAUCAAGCUGAAGCGGGGACCGGCAGGUCUGGGCUUCAACAUAGUUGGAGGUGUGGACCAGCAGUAUGUUGUGAAUGACAAUGGAAUAUAUGUGGCCAAAAUAAAAGAAGAUGGAGCCGCGGCGUUGGAUGGGAGACUCCAAGAGGGGGACAAGAUUCUGGCGAUCAAUGGAGUCCAGCUGCAGGAUCUGAUGCAUAAAUCUGCAGUGGAUCUGUUCAGGAUGGCCGGGGAAGAUGUGAAUCUCUGUGUUCUGAAGAAGUUGCUUCAACACGAUAACGGCUCCACGGACCCACAACCCGAUCAAUCAUCCCCGGCUCUUUCUCUGGGAAUCCUUCUCGCUGUAGCCGGAGCCGCCAUCCUCUUCUCACUCAUGUACACGCGGCACAUUCGGAAACCCUUUUAACUAAACAUGCUGAUGUCUGUAUGUUAUAUUUUUUUAAGAUCAGAAACUUUGCUAAAGGCCAAAGAACUUAAAGAGGGAACAGACUCGAAACGGUAGACCUUAUUUUUUUAUUAGCAGGUGUUGGUGUCACGGACGAGUUUCUCCAUGUUCAUGUUUAUUAUGUGAUUACUGGUAGCUUCUGGACUCCUUCCCGAAGCAGGACCAAUGCUCUCUUACCACAGAGGUAACUUCUCAUAGAUAUCUUUGUGAUGUAAGUUGACAGAGAAGGAUGCACUCAUGACAUUCCCGCUGCCGGGCUGAGCUCAGGCAGAAACACGCGGCGACUUUUGAAACUUGGGGUCAAGUCCGAUGGGAAAGCUUUGGGGUCCAAUCACAAAUCGAAAGACGUUGCCAUGUUCAGUCCCUCAUGGAUCUGUACCUCCAUCAGUUCAAAGUUCACAUGAAUGAGUUUGAUUUUCAUUUUGCUCUGUUGCACAGAAUCAUGGGAGAAUCCUGCCGCGCUGCUUAAACGGAGCCAGGGAAUGAAAGAGUUUGACGUUAAAGUAAUGAAUUGGGUCUGAUAACAGACCUUUUAUUUGUGCCUUUUGUCUUCCGUUUCAAGUGGUCGGUUCUUUUCCUCCUUUAUCGUUGAUCAAAAUGAAAAUCAACCCACUAAGUCCAAUAAAUUAAAGUAUAAAACAAUAUAUAUAUAUUUCCCUCUUGACAACAAACCCCAUAAAAAUCUCCAAAUCCAACGAUCAGUUCAUCAAUAUUUAAUAGUUUCCAACUUCCUCAACCACAAGCUCAUCUCUUCAACAUGUAAAUAUUUAAAAACAGGUCACAAAUGUAUAGUUUCACUUAAAAAAAACACAGCUCUGUAACUAACUAUUGACUCUAACUAAACUAUUGUGCCCAUGUUUAAUCGUUUUUUCCGAGGAAUAAGAUCUAUCAGACAAAACGUGUUGGGGUUUAUUGACGGGCAUAAAAAAUAUAGAUUUUCACCAGAUUUACACUUGUUCAAAGUAUCACCUGCUAUUUUCACAAGAGUUUAUAAUAGAUUUUUAUUUCACUCAGGGUCAACACUAAAUAUAUAUCAUGAGGUGAGCAGCCCACCUGCAGAAGUUCAGUCACAGCCCGAGACUCUCACCGAAUCCGCCAUGUUCGUGUUGAAGCAAAUCGUUAAAAACAUUCUCCUCAUUCUGCGUCUAAACACAUCGCACCUUCCACUUCGUGAUCUGUCUUGUGGGUUGAAAGUGUAAAUCGGAGGUGGUUGUAUUAAAGGGAAUGAGUUGUGUUGGUGUGAAGGACAAGCAGCUUAAUACUGAGGAGCAGCUUGUGCCAGUUUCACUUAAAGGAGAGUUUUCUUAUAAUGAAUCGCUGUCAACAACUUUAAAUGUUUUAUUUGCACUAUCCACCAUCAAGGGACUCCUCUAGAAAAAACAGCCAUAGAGCAGAUGAAGUGUAUGAAUUGUGAGUCCUGGGUGUUGUUGUCCUCAUUGUUCAGUCUGCAUCGCGUCUGUAAUGUAACUGUCUCCGACUAUUUGUUUGUAAAUACAUUUCAUGUCGCUCUGCUGAUUAGGGCUGUGAAUAUGUGCAGUAUGCCAGAAGAAAAGAUCAGAAGCACUACUACAUUAUUGCAAAUACAGUGUGUUUGACAUCCAAGCACCUAUUAAAAUUCAUGAUGAAUUCA
Messenger RNA from Limanda limanda (common dab), 2263 nucleotides. RefSeq names its product synaptojanin 2 binding protein (gene synj2bp). The record is from RefSeq and is a predicted model, not a curated record. Gene Ontology annotation, molecular function: protein binding. Bases 154 to 594 code for a protein of 146 amino acids. Lineage: Eukaryota; Metazoa; Chordata; Actinopteri; Pleuronectiformes; Pleuronectidae. The transcript is spliced from 4 exons.